Messenger RNA from Ricinus communis (castor bean), 1294 nucleotides. Its product is annotated as 31 kDa ribonucleoprotein, chloroplastic. The transcript has 4 exons. Gene Ontology annotation, molecular function: mRNA binding. The record is from RefSeq and is a predicted model, not a curated record. NCBI's taxonomy places the organism in Eukaryota, Viridiplantae, Streptophyta, Magnoliopsida, Malpighiales, Euphorbiaceae. Gene Ontology annotation, cellular component: cytosol. The coding region runs from base 88 to 933 and encodes 281 amino acids.
UGCAAUUACCCAAAAUAAAUCAGUUUGGUUUAGUAGGCUAUAGAGUGAAACAUUAUCCGUCUCAAAUGUAGAACUUCUCUCUGCUUCAUGGCUACCAUUCGCUUAGUACCCUCCCUUCCUUCAUCUUUUAGAACGCCGACGUUACCUUCGUUGCCGUUCCCAAAAUUCUCGUGCUUUCUCCAGUCCCACUCUCGUGAAAUCCCUCUUCUUUCUUCUUCUUCUUCCUUGUGGCCAGCAAACAAAAGUAAAAGGGUUUUCGCAAUAUUAGCUCUUGUAAAUGAGGAAUCAGUGGUUGCUGAAGAGGUUGACAGGGAGGAGAAUGAGAACGAAAGCGAAGAAGAUGAAUUGGGGCGUCAAUUGAAGAAGCAGCCAAGACCAUGUGAACUAUAUGUGUGUAAUCUUCCAAGGAGCUGUGACAUUGCGGAGCUUGUAGAAUUGUUCAAGCCUUAUGGAACUGUUAUUUCGGUUGAGGUCUCCAGGAACCCUGAAACUGGUAUUAGUCGAGGAUGCGGUUUUGUCACAAUGGGUUCUAUAAAUUCUGCAAAAAAUGCAAUAGCUGCGCUUGAUGGAUCUGAUAUCGGUGGCAGAGAGAUGCGGGUUAAAUUUUCAGUCGAUAUGAAUUCCGGUAGAAGAAAUCCUGAACCACUGAGUUCAGCACCCACAAAAAAUCUCUUUUACGAAAGUCCAUUUAAGGUAUAUGUUGGCAACCUUGCCUGGACAGUAAAACCUGAGGAGCUGAGGGAUCAAUUUAGCAAGUUUGGCACUGUAGUCAGUGCAAGGGUGUUGUAUGAUCGUAAAGCUGGAAAAAACCGUGCCUAUGGCUUUUUAUCCUUUUCCUCUACCAAAGAGCGUGAUGCUGCACUUUCUUUCAAUGGAAAGGAUUUUCGUGGUCGGAUAUUAGUAGUUAGAAAAGGUGUUGAAAGAGAAGACUGAGCCUUGAAGAAAAAUUUUCUUUCUGCAUAUCAGUAAUGGCUAAUGGAGCAACAUCUUUUCUUUAUUAGAAUUAUGGUAGCUUGAGCGUUCUUGGCUCGAAAUUCUUAGGCAGAAGAGUUCUAUAUCAUCCCCAUUUCUACAAAUUCAAAGUUUUGUGUCUUGCACUGAAGUUCAGUUACCCUUGAAAUUUUUAUAGGAGACAAUUUUGAUUUAAAAUACCAUUGCAAACUGAGACGGGCUAUGGUUGAUCCAAUAGAGUUUUAGAUACUCAUUGCUGAAUUCUAGCUAGAUUGGUGAUUGUUAAUUUGCAAGUUUUUGUUAUCCUGUUAUGGUUGCUUAAUUUACUUUCAGUUUGAAAUCA